GCCGAUCAGGCCGAUAAGAUGUCCAGUCGGCGAAAAGCGUGUAAUGAUUGUAAACAGCAAAAGCUUCGAUGUGACCUUACCUCUGCCCAAGUUUUAACGGUUUCGGAUUAUUGUAGCCGGUGCAGACGCCUCGGACUUGCUUGUAGAAUUGACGAUGGCUUUCGUCGAACUAGAAAACGAAGGCAACCAACGGACCUGGAAAGUGAAAUACAGAGCUUACGAGAGCAGUUGCGAGCCAGCCAGAGCAACACAUCAACCUCAUCCCAGCAUAACGGAACCGACUGGCCCGUUCCAGCACCCGUUGGGACACCUGGUGUCGUGUUUAAUACCCUGAACCAGACCGAUAUUGGCCUUAAUUUCUCCCCAGUGAGACCCGAUUCUACACCUGUAUCUAUAGAUUUCCCAGAUGCCACAACUAAUGAUGCGGAUCUGCAAUGUCUCACCACUCGUCCUGAGGAGAUUGACGAAUUAUUCAAUAUCACAAAUCCCUUCGUUGCACCUUACCAAUCUAUUGCCUUCCGGCUUAGGUACAUCAAGCACAACCAUCCUUACCUUCCUCUCAUCGCCGAGAAGAAAAGCCCCCACGAAUACUAUGAAAGAUCGGACCUGCUGUUCUGGGUGAUUAUGGCCGUGGCAGCAAGACGGCACAAAUCGCAGCCAACUCUCCUACCCAGACUGGCUAGAAAUGUGACGGACCUGUUGUGGAAAACCCUGCGGUCUAUGUCACACUCCAUCUCGACCAUUCGUGCGCUAUGUCUCUUGUGUACUUGGCCAUUUCCCACAAGCAGCAGCACGUCAGACCCUACGUUUAUGCUUGUGGGUAUCAUGCUCCAAAUGAGUACACAGAUGGGUCUUCAUUGUGCCUUCGAUGCUCAAGACUUUGCCAAAGUUCCACUGAAGCUUGAUACGUCCGAGUAUUCCGAAUGGGUGCAGACUUGGGAGGCCUGUAACAUUGUAGCCAUCAGUGUGAGCAUUGGUUGCGGCCUACCGCUAUUUUCCCAGGUGUACGAGUCUCCAUCAGCAAGUCAGUUUGAAUCCUCUUCAUCUGAGUCACCUUUUUAUUUGCGCCUUCAAAUAGAACGGUUCAGGCUUCGUGUCUCCUUAUCGUUGGCGAGACCUAUGCCGACAGGUGGCGAGGGCGCUCUGACGCGUGAACGAUCCAUGAUGUAUCAUCUACUGAACUUGGAUUUGGAUGAGCUUGAGAAGGAAUGUUCUGGGUCAUGCGACACCGAGGCUUGGUAUCUCCUGGCUGCAAGACUCCAUCUUCAGGCAUUCUACCUUUUCGAUCAUUUUGCAAUGGAGGGCUACAAAGACCGGAUUGUGGGACUUUUCUCCACAGCCUACAAUCUCGUGGACCUCGGCCAACGGCUUAAUGCAAGACUUCAAGGCUUUUUCAAUCACUGCCCUUUCUUUUGCUACCAGACAUAUGUCAACGCUGCAUUUGUGCUGCUCAAAAUUCUUACCAAUGGGUUUUUUAACCCCAUCGUAGAUGCCAAGGCUGGUAAACAACUUCUUGAGUCUUCCAUCACAGGCCUUCGGCAGAUGAGUGUUGCGAACAACGAUCUACCUGCUCGUCUAGGUGAUAUCAUCGGCUUCUUUUGCGCCCUUCCCGAUCCCGCAGUUGUCGGAGGUGUCACGCUCAUAGAUUUGCAGUUAAAACAAGUCAGGAAUAGGCUAAGACGAUAUCAGCCAGUACCCGAGGGGCAUGGAAGCACCAUGUCUUUGGAGACCUCCGGCCGUAUACUUGUCUCUUCGAAAACUGUGUUGAAUCAAACACCGACUUUGAUCGACGCCAUCGGUGGCAACUUCACAUCUCCCAGUAUCACUGGCGCACAUGGUCUUAUCCAUUCAAGUGCGGAAGCAUGUUCCCGUCUGCGGUCGAACUGGGGGAUCUCGUUCGCCAUCACUACCUACAAAACGCGAGCGACGAGCAUCUCAGCACCGUCGUGGCUCGCGGCGAGCGGCCCCCAUUCUAUGGCUGUCGGACACGAUGGUGAAGGCGACGUCACCGCUGGCGAGAUGCCAGACGGCGAAGCUCCCAGGCCAUCAGCCGCCUCUCCUAUCUCUUCUGGUGAACCUGUAAUCGAGUCAGGUCGAAUGAAGUUCGAUGAAGAACUCAAAGCCAUGAUAAAUGAUCGGCCGAUCGAUACACGCUGUGCUCGCAGGCAUCUAUCUCUUGAGACAUCGCGGACGUUCAAUGUUGACUUCGACUUCGACGCGGACCCCGAUUGCGUCUUGGUGGAGCGGUGGGUGCCCAAGUGUGAACAAGGCCUGAUGUUGAAGCACACGAAUGCAUCCGUGAGAAACGGGUCAAAAAUCAGCUGGAGGAGACGCCAAGCCGGAGGGUCGUCAAUUAACAAACCCUUAGCAGACUCCAGCAACCCCAGGAAACUCAAGCCGGAAGGUGAUAUUGGAAGUCUAUCAGGAAACCUAUCCAAUGAUUCCGAAGACUACCAUGACAGUGCCGGCGGGCACAUCACCAGUAAUGCACGUCGCCUGCGAAGAAGAGUACAGGGCACCAGCUUAGCCUUCCAUGACCCUCCACCUGAUACAAAACUCGGUGAACAGCAACCUGAAGGGGGAGUCUCUGAGAACGUUUCAGGACACUUGCCCACUAACGAUGAAGAGGUUGAUGAGGAAUCCUUACUUCUUCGCAGGGAGCAGCUUCGACGUUUGCAGAAGACGCAACGCCGCGCGCUAUCCUUCUAG
This is a messenger RNA of Fusarium oxysporum Fo47, 2709 nucleotides long. RefSeq lists its product as uncharacterized. Gene Ontology annotation, biological process: DNA-templated transcription; regulation of DNA-templated transcription. Gene Ontology annotation, cellular component: nucleus. The record is from RefSeq and is a predicted model, not a curated record. Gene Ontology annotation, molecular function: transcription cis-regulatory region binding; zinc ion binding; DNA-binding transcription factor activity, RNA polymerase II-specific. Bases 19 to 2709 code for a protein of 896 amino acids. The transcript has 12 exons. Lineage: Eukaryota; Fungi; Ascomycota; Sordariomycetes; Hypocreales; Nectriaceae.